This is a messenger RNA of Fraxinus pennsylvanica, 1059 nucleotides long. The record is from the annotation of a GenBank genome assembly. NCBI's taxonomy places the organism in Eukaryota, Viridiplantae, Streptophyta, Magnoliopsida, Lamiales, Oleaceae.
AUGGAUUCCGCAAACUCGACCGGCCUCAGCUCCAACGAGUACGACAUCGUUUCCAAGGAGGAGGAUUGUUCUACUUCUGUGGAUGUGGAUCAUGAGACAACAUGCUGGGGUUGUGGGCUACGAGUUCUUGUUUCUCCAUAUGCGUCUGUUUUCAAAUGUGGCUGGUGUGGAUCUAUAACAAAGCAAAGCACGUUGAAAUGUGAAAACCAGUACUUCAAGUGGAGGCGCUUACGAGACCAGUGUUUUGUCAGUAUUGUCCUUCUAUUUAUGCUAUGCUUUAUGUGUGGUGGUGUUUGGGCAGUUUUUCCUAUCAUCUUUUCCAUCAGUUUCUUUUGUGGUGUUUUUCACUUAAUAGUAGCAGUAAUCUUGUCUAUAUCUACUUUGUCUACAUUUUGCUUAGCGGCAUUUCGACCUGCUGGUUCUCCACCAACUAUAUUGUGGGGUAGCUACCCCACUGUGGGGAAAGGUGGACUGGAGAACUUCACCUUCUGUCACUAUUGCUCGAAGCCAAAAUCGCCAAGGACACAUCAUUGCCGUUCAUGCGGAAUUUGUAUAUUGGACAUGGAUCAUCACUGCCCAUUUAUCGGGAACUGCGUUGGCGCAGCAAAUCACCGGAGCUUCAUUCUCUUCCUCAUGUCAGCAGUCAUCAGUACGAUUUAUGUCACUAUCAUGUCGUCAUAUUCUGCACUUCAUAUAUCACCACCAUUAAACCAUAGGCCGGUCAGCUUUGCUAACAGUGAGUUGAUUUUCAAAGCCUUAAAAGAAACCAUUCUUACCUUCCUGAGAUCAGAGGUGUUUCUAUCAGCAAGAGGGCUCGUACUUGUUUACCUGUUUAUCUCUAGUGUUUCAGUGGAGAUUGUGAAGAAUCUGCAGAAAAAGAUUGUCAAAACCUUGUUCGGUUUUUUGGUUGCCCAUAUGUUGCUGCAACAUAUUUGCCGAGUUUUUGGAAAUCUGGGAAAAGUCACAAGAAGUGAAGCUCUAGAGGUUGGAGGAAAAAUGACCUCGUCUGGAGUAUUGUUAUCCCCAGUUUUAGAGUUGUACUUGUCAAAGAAUAGCUAG